Molecule: messenger RNA, 2978 nt
Organism: Owenia fusiformis
Lineage: Eukaryota; Metazoa; Annelida; Polychaeta; Sabellida; Oweniidae
Source: the annotation of a GenBank genome assembly
GAUUUGAUGAGUCACAUGACCAGAAAAGUUCAAACAAAAUAGAAGACCAAAGUUCCCACUCAAUUGAGCUGUUUUAUCAGUAACUAUCAAGUGGACAAUGAGGUUGUUGCUGUUAGCUGUUACACUGGCUUAUGCCCAUGGGGCUAUAGUUGGUGUAGACCAGUGUGCAUGGGGACCCUCCUACUGGUGCAGUCACAUCAGCCAUGCAAAGGCAUGUGGGGCAGUGAAACAUUGUACAGACACUGUAUGGAGGAACACGAUCCAACCUAAAGCGGAUGGCGAAGUAUGCCAGAUGUGUGAAGCUCUACUCAAGGAUGUUGAUGAUAUGUUGCAGAACCAGGAAGACCAGAAGAUCAUCAUAGCCUAUAUGCAGAAAGCCUGUGCUGUCAUCCCAGUCAAGUCUCUGGCUGAUGAGUGUGACACUACUGUGACCACUUACUUCCCAGAGAUUGCUGGUAUGUUGGCUGAGGCCAUAGACCCUGUGGCAAUAUGUGGUGCCAUGAAUCUCUGCCCUACUCUGCAAAAUACUGUAGUAGUAGAUAAAACAAAACCCAUCUCUAAGAAACCCACUGCUGAUGUUCAAACAACAGACUGUGCUGAUUGUAAGAAGUUCCUUGGAGACGUACAGGCAAAGAUCACAUCAAAUGAAACUAAAGAGGAAAUUAAGAACUACAUUGACCAGGCACUUUGUCAGAAUAUGGGAGCCCUGGAGACACUGUGUGACCAAGUGAUUGAAAAAUACUUAGACCAGGUCCUAGAACUAUUGGCUAGUGAAGUGGACCCUGCUCUUAUUUGUAAUGCUAUUGGAUUCUGCCCAGCUGUGACCAAACAAAGCUUGAUAAAGGCAUUAUUGAUGAAAACACCACUACAUAAAUCCCUCAAGGCAGCCCCUAGUGAGUAUUGUUUGCUGUGCCACACAGUCUUUGAGUACCUACAGGUCAUGGAAAGAUCAAAGGCAACUCAGGAAGAAAUUGAACAGUUCAUUGAGACAUCACUUUGUAGCAAGCUAGGGCAGUAUGCCGCAGAGUGCAACCAGACAGUUGAGCAGUAUGCCCCAUUGUUGUUUGAACUGAUCAGCAGUGAAUUGGAUCCUAAUGAAAUCUGCAAGAUGAUUGGGUUCUGUCAAACAUCCAAGAUGACCGUACCAUUGAUGCUCGGAGGGGAAGUGAAACCAGUUUCCAUUACCCGUAUGACGCAAAAGCCCAAACAAGUGAAGGUGAAAUCCUCUACAACCUGCGUGAUGUGUGAAUUUGUCUUGAGAGAAGUUGACAGCCUUCUCAAGAAGAAUGCCUCAGAGCAAGAGAUCGUUGCUGCUCUUGACAAAGUUUGCCGUAUCUUACCCAGCACCAUCAGUGAUGAAUGCAAGGACUUUGUCGAUCAAUAUGGACCUGCUGUAAUCGAUCUACUGGCCCAGGAGCUGGACCCUUCAAUGGUGUGUUCUACAAUAGGAUUAUGCUCUUCGUCAAAGAAACUUCAGAUGCCUUCAGUAAAGUCCAGUGAACUGUGUGGUAUUUGUGAGACUGUUGUACAGUAUGUUGACAGCCUGUUGGAAGAGAAUGCCACUGUAACGGAGAUUGAAGCUGUGCUUGAAAAAGUCUGUAACUUCCUACCUGGAUCACUGAAGUCUGAGUGUGACGAUCUUGUUAAACAGUAUGGUCCAUUGAUCAUUAGUCUUCUCCAACAAGAGAUUGAUCCACCAAAAAUAUGCGGGGAACUUGGUUUGUGCAACAACACUGUCUCACAGAAAUUGCAGAAAGUUAACCAACCACUGUUAGGGGUCGACGAGUGCACAUAUGGGCCAGUGUUCUGGUGCAAGGAUAUGAAUACAGCUAAACAAUGCAAUGCUGUGGCACAUUGUAGCAGACACGUGUGGAACAAUUAGGAGACGUUGCAGUAAAACCAUUCCUCUAAUGACACUGACAAAGAUUAAAUAAACACUGGAAUAAUUAGGAGUAAAAAUUUGAACUUAAUUCAUGGACUUAUUUAUGAAAUCUGAAAACGUUGUGAAGUGUACGUAUUGACUGCUGAACCAAAGAGGAGUUUAUUUCUCAAUAUUAGAAUCACAGUAUAUCAGAAUGAGCAUUCUUAUACUUCAAUAGCCUCAAUGAAUUUAAACUUGGUUUAAUGUGUAAAUACUAUGUGAUAUUAGACUUGAGAUGGAAUUAAGAAACUAUGUGUACUAUUUAACCUCAUAAUGUGCAUAGAUGUGCUGUAAUGUAAAUGCUUUCUUCUUUUUGCCAAAUUCAAUAUUAUCAUUAUAUAUUUAUUUUCUAAAUGUAAUGAUUAAUAUUCAUCAAUUACUAGAGAGGCAAAGAGUGUGUCAUCUACCUUAUAGAAAUGAUGAUUCACACACACCGUACAUUCAAUAUUUUGUAAAUAUUUUCUGUUGUAAUGUACUCGAUCUGUUGAUGUAUUUUAUUUCUCGAUUUUGUGAUAUAAACUGUUACUACAUGUAUUUCCAAAAUUUGAAUAAUUAAUGUGCUUAUAAUGCAUUAUCCACGUUGUCAUGUUUGAUGUUACCAUGGUGAUUCUUGCAUGCUAUAACCUAUUUGACUCUUUAUACUACAUGUAUUUUAUAUAAGAAGAAUUUCUGUCAGCUUGUAAGCCACGUAAAAUUGCUCAAGUUAAAUUCAGUAUAAGACUUCUUCUAGAACCUGAUCAUCGUUAAUUUUUCUGUAAAAUAUUGCAUGUUUCAGAGUAUGUAUGCGAUACUAUUAAUUGGGUUUUUCAUCAAACUGCACAUCCUUUUUGUUAUCAAUAAAAACAAAGAAAAAUGAUUUCAGACUGUUGUUGUUACUGAUACUGCUGUAUAAAAGAGAAUAGAAUAAGGGAUUAUUGUAUGUCAUUAUUAAAGAUAAUAUUCUCCCAGGUAGGGUGGUGUAUUAAACCAUGGUCUCUGCCCUUUGUUCCAAUCUGGUAUUUAUUUGAACAGAACAUUAGUUCAUUCCUGCUUUAUGUUGAUUGAAGCCACAGCUAUU